AUGACGAUUCCCUCCAUGUCGUCGUCGAUAGAGGUAUUCUGGCCGUUUGGCCUAGGAGAACAAGUUGUGGACGUUGCAUUACAGCUUCACCGCGGAGAAGUUCGUCUGGAUGUUGAAGAUACAUCGUUCUUAUUGGGAGACUGCCUCCUGGUUGGAUCUGAGUUAGCCGCAUCUGCUCCCGGACACUGGAUUGUGGAUAAAGGUUGUUCAGCAUUGGCAUCUUUAGUUCAACCAGUGCUGGAUACAAUUUUAUGCAAUGCUCUCCGACAUCAAAUUGGAACCAUGGAAGCAAGUUCCUCAUUGUUUUCCUCACUACCUCGUGAUUUUUAUAACGGGUCGUUGAAGACGAGUGCGGCGGCGGUCAAGGACGACCCGCGAAAUCAGCAGGGUACCUACGAAUGGGUGAAUGUGUCAAUAAGCUCACUCACCCAAUCGUAA
This is a messenger RNA of Strongylus vulgaris, 438 nucleotides long. Lineage: Eukaryota; Metazoa; Nematoda; Chromadorea; Rhabditida; Strongylidae. The record is from the annotation of a GenBank genome assembly.